Spirometra erinaceieuropaei is the source of this 1594-nucleotide messenger RNA. The record is from the annotation of a GenBank genome assembly. NCBI's taxonomy places the organism in Eukaryota, Metazoa, Platyhelminthes, Cestoda, Diphyllobothriidea, Diphyllobothriidae.
AUGCUGGAGGACAUGACCAAUUCGUCGGCAGAAAUUGCUGUCCUGACGACGAAUGCAGGAGCGUCUUCGGACGCUGAAAAUCGUGAGAUCGUAGCCGUUGCCCCGGGCGACAUAUUCGUCAAACGUUUGCGUGAAUGGGCACUGGACUUCAAUAUUGCACACGCUCCCAUAAGAGCCCUGUUGACUAUUUCUACGCCGAUUGUGCCCCAACUACCGGCAGACCCCAGAACACUCUUGGGAGCGGCUUAUGAUCUGAAGGUUGCCCCAAUGGGUAGCGGUGAGUAUGUGCACGUCGGCUUAGAAAGGCAACUACGUAGACUUAUAAAUAAGAAUAUAGUAAACCCAGGUUGCGAUAUAGAGCUUCAGUUAGCCAUCGAUGGUCUGCCAGUAUUCAGAAAGGUAAAUACCGAAAUGUGCCCAAUCUUAGGUAGAAUUUCGCGGCCCAUUGUCAGUAACAUUUUUCCAGUUGGCAUUUACUGUGGUACUGGAAAACCAUCAGAUGUCCAUUCAUUCUGUAAGUUAAUAGUUAGUGAGUUAACAACAUUAAGCGAACAAGGGAUCAACAGCAGCGACAGCGCCGGACUGCAGACCCGCGUUCGCGUCAGCUCUAUUAUCUGUGACGCUCCUGCGAGGGCUUUCGUUAAGCAAAUCAAGAACGUGAAUGCAUAUAGUAGGUGCGAACGUCGUACAGUAACGGGUGUUUAUAUGGGUAAAGUAGUGUACCUAGAGAAAGGAGAGAGGGAUAGGACGGAUGAGGACUUCUUGCACUCUGUGGAGGACGGACACAGAGUCGGAGUGUCUCCAUUCCUCUCUUGCAACGUUGGCCUUAUUAACCAAUUUCCUCUAGAUCCCAUGCAUCUAGUUUACUUGGGUGUAGUGAAACGCUUACUUAGUCUGUGGGUUAGAAAUCAUCGGUCAAAGGACAGUGGUCGUACGACGCCUUCGAUACUGAAGGCCGUGCAGGUAAAGGCUAUAGACGAUAGGUUGCGUUCUUUAAACGCUUGCCUUCCAUCAGAAUUUUCACAAAAAGCUAGGUGUUUAAGUGAGUUCGAGUCCUGGAAGGCUACAGAGUUUAGGCAGUUUGUAUUGUAUCUAGGUCUUGUCGUUCUCCCGGGUAUCCUGCUUCUUAAUCAUUAUAAAUUGUAUUUAAUUGAAAUUAUAUAGAUAAUUAGGGAAGCCACUUACUAUCGUUUGCCUAUGCAAACAGUGCUCGUGAACCCUACAAACGCACAGGUAUUAUAGCUAUAAUAACCUCACUAGGUAUUGGUUUGCGAGCACUGGAGGGAAGAAGUGGCCAUUACGCUAGCACUUAAUUCACCUUAUUUCCUUUGCGUUUGUAGAUACUAUCAUGAGCCAACUACCGUACCGCCAACUGCCGGCCCGACAAAGGAGGUCUGCGAUUGAUGAGGCGAUCUACCUACUGGAAGGUGAAGGCAUUUCAUCGCCAGUAAGUUAUGGAAAAUAACGCAAUCAUACCUUUCAGGAGCCGCAGGUGGACGCCGAUGAUUCAUUCGACACCAUCCCCGUCGGUGACGACACGUUAACCACAGUGCCGAAAGCCAAUGCGCAGGAAGAUAUCCUGCUGCUCAUGUGA